This is a messenger RNA of Torulaspora globosa, 4239 nucleotides long. It is a transcript of the gene MMS22, whose product is annotated as Mms22p. Gene Ontology annotation, biological process: replication fork processing; double-strand break repair via homologous recombination. The coding region runs from base 1 to 4239 and encodes 1412 amino acids. The transcript has a single exon. The record is from RefSeq and is a predicted model, not a curated record. Gene Ontology annotation, cellular component: nucleus; Cul8-RING ubiquitin ligase complex. Lineage: Eukaryota; Fungi; Ascomycota; Saccharomycetes; Saccharomycetales; Saccharomycetaceae.
AUGAGCUGGGAUGAGUCCUCAAGUUCCGUGGUAGGAGAUUCGGGGGACGACGGGAUAGAGGAGGUUAUCUUCAGUCCUCACGGUGAACUGAAGGCUAAAGAAGAGAUCAAGUCGUCAUCAAUUUGGAACGGGAGAUCGAGAGAAGUAACGGGAUCUGGCUCUGAUACUGCUUUUGGGAGCUCUCUAUGUGAUCGGGAGGCUGUACAUUCGAAUGGAGGUCGCAGACCGUAUCUAAGGAAAAGGAAGGCGAUCCAGAAGUUGCCAUAUAGCCUGGAGCGAAUCAAGCAUAAGCAAUUACUGCAAGGUAUUGACAUAUCGUCCUUUGAUACCGUUUCAGAAGAGGUAAGAGUGCCGAAAAGGCUUUUAACCGUCGAAGCCAGAGAUCCUGAACCGGCGGCAGACGAGACCGACGAGUGGCAAAGUCAAGAAAGUGGCAGUAGCGAUUCAGAUGGGGAUUCAAUGAAGGUGUAUAUUGGGAGAUCGGGAUCGCUAGUAGAUUCUGAAGCCAACGAGAGCCGUUCGCGGGAUGCGGACAACAAUCGCAUUGUGUUUAGAGGGAAGAUGGUUGACGUUGAGAGAGGUUAUCGUGGUGUCCUUCCCAGGGUUGCUUGGGAGAAAUCGAUGAAGCGUGUCAGUCACUCAUCCAUCAAAAGAAGAAGACUGGAACAAGGAAACAGGAAGGGCCUUGCCAAGAGAAAGACCUUCAGCAGCAGACAAUCUAACCAGGAUAUGGAGUUAAUGAAUGAUUUGAUUGUGCCGGAUGAUGAAGUAACAGAAGUGAGCAAUGCUGCAGCAGAUCAAUACGCUUCAAGAUCUGCUCAAUUGAUGGAUGAUAUGGAUGAGCUUCAGAGAAUGAGUGCUUAUUAUCAGGAUAAGUAUGGGGACGAAACAUCAUCUACUAGCUCACUAGAGGUUCAGGAAACAUGGACUGUAGAUCAGAGCCGUCGCAGCUCAUCUAAGGAGGAGUUUGAAGAAACUGAAAUUAUCAACUUCAGGCCACUUUCAGAAGUUGUAGACGUUAAAACAGAUUCUGAUUCAUCAGCCGAUGGCGGGAUUGCCGCUGAAGAAGACAGUCGCAUGACAAUUGAUAGAAUGCUGAUGAAGAGGCCGGCCUUUUCAAAGCUUCGAACAUUAACUCGAAGUAUCCAACCAAGAAAUAGAUAUAACCGCAACAGCAAGCGAGGAGGACAAACGAAACAGCAUGUUAAAAUUGUUAAAAAACGCAUACGAAGAGAAGCUCCGAGUACAAGUGACAAUGUCAAAGACAAUGCACCCGCUGAGCAUACCAUUGAAAUCAACCAUGAUGCCAAUACAAGAGUACCUGAAGACAGCAGAGGAAAGAAUAAGGUCGCAGUCAGAAAAAAGACUAGGGAACCCUUCUUUGGAAUACAGCCGAAACAGCACUCAGACCUCAGUAGGCCUGUGAAUAAGUUUACAACGGUGGUUGAGGGCUUAAGUCGCUAUUAUGCUUUUUCGCCAACCAAUGGAGCAGGAAUCGGUAGCGAAAAUAUUCUUGAUAAAUGGCCGUCUGGACAACAACCAAAGGAUGACGGAUGUCUCUCGACUGCUGUUGAUGCCCUUUUGUUGGGGAAGGAUGUUGAGAUACCAGAUAUUGUCAAGAUCGAAAUAGCCGACAGACAGUUUACUUUAUCCAAAUUAAAAGGUAGCAAUAUCGAUCAAGAUAUUACUGAAAUUUUUGAUCAUAUAAUUCACCGGGGUGCAACGGAUAAAGAGCUGGUUGAAGUAAGCGAAUCAUUGACGGCGUUCUUGCUUCAUCUGAACAACAAAGGAGCAUACGAACCGAUCUCAAAAUUCCAUAAAGAAUUCAGGUCCAAAGUGAACUCUUUACGGCAAAAUAUAAAGAUCAUUCAUUUUUACCAGAUUGCAGUAUGUCAAUUGAUGCUUCUAGAAAUUGCCAAAUAUUCAAGCGUAUCGGGCAGCUUCAAAUGCGAAAUCGAAUCCGCAAUACUCGAUCAUAUCGUGUCCUUUUUCAAGCUACUUGCUAUUUCGCAACAACAUUUGUCUAACGCUGAUCAACAUUAUCUUAUUAAAGCAUAUGAAAUUUUGGCUAUAGUGAUACGCAUAUUGGAUGCUAAAAUAGCGCUCUGGCAACGUCUAGAGAACGAGGUUUUUCCUGCAGCCCUUACCUUUAUAUUGCUGGACGUUUUUCCAAUUAAAGAAGCACAUUGGGGUAUCCUCAAAUUUGGCAGUGACUACGAAGCAGUGAGCCAGACGCUUGCUUUCAUACACUAUUGUGUGAGCGAGCACGAAUGGCAGGUGACGAGUAGCGUCGUCUUACUCAUUGAGCGCAUCCUUAGACGAAGAAGAUUUGAAGAUUUCCAGGAGGAAAAAGAAGCUUCUGAUUCAAACGGUGUAGUGUAUUCACAAGGACAGGUUCCAGCCUCUGGGACGGUAUUCAAUAAAUAUCUUCUUCUCUUGCGGUCAAUCAAAUUAACAAAGGUUUUUAUUGAAAAAAUCAUGCCCAUGGGUGAGAUAUCGUCCAAUGAUUCUGUAUCGGUGUUAAUCAACAGGCUUAAUCUGCUUAUUUUCCUCGCAGAGCGUUCAGAUCUAAAUUCUGAAAAGAGGCUAGCGGACCUUGUUCGACCACUGAUCCGAGCCGACUAUCUGGCUUUCAGAGAUGAUAGAACGCUGCAGCGGAUUUGCCAGUCAAUUUUGAAUGGUUUGCUAUCCUUGCUGGAGAUCAGUUGCCAUAAGAGACUUCCAUUCAAGGCGAAAAUGUUUCUUUCGAUAUUUGACGCCCUCAUUGCCAAGAACGAGACUACAAAGACUAUAUUUAUUCGAUUUUUGGAGCGGUUGAAGCAAACCUGCGAGUCAUUCGAUAACUCAACUUCCACUUUCCUGAAGACAAUAUACCCAUGCUUCCCUGUGCUUUGUGAACAGCAAGGUCGGUCAAAAGAGAGACAGGUUAUGUUGCAUAUCUACCUAAAAAAUUUAGAGACCUUAGGUCCUACUUGGGUUCAUGCCAAUCUGUUUCAGACGGUGCAAAAGUUUGUCCAAAAUUCUAAUACUUGGGUAGGGCAUUAUUGCACUAUUGGAAAGUUUCUUAUUGAGCAUAAUGUGAUGACUUGGUGGUCAUUUUUCGUUUACAACAAUAUAAAGAGUAACUUCACUGGUCGCUUAGAAUUUGACCAGAAAGUAACGGAACUUUGUGACUUACAAUCCUUCGGGCUGAUAAAAAGAUCACUCUUUGAAACUGCGACAGCAUCCUUCUUUCAAAACGAAAGUAUUCUGUUCGUUAAAUUCAUCACCACUUUGAUAGAUCGGGAAACAGGAACAAAAUCUGCCUCUGAUUUUCGAAGCACUGUCGAUAGCAGACUCCGCAUUCUGGGACCUUUUGUCUCAGUCCUUAAGAAAUUGUGUUACAAUGAUUUGAUUUUCAGUCUCAUAGCACAGGUUAGAGAACUUUAUCAGAAGAAUGCCAUUCAAAAAAGCUAUGCCACGAAGAUAAUCAAAUUCUUCAACUCCGAUUUUGUUGAUCAAAUCAAGAAUAGCCAUGACUUCCUUGCGUUGAAAAGAGAGCUAGGAAUAUCGAACGAAGAGACAGACAAGAGUUCCUUUAGAGAUAUGCUCAAAUUAUGUGCCGACUCUAUUUCGCAAGCCUGUUUCAUUGAAAGUGGACUUAUCCAUGCGACAGUCACCUCUGAUGAAGUAUCCAAUUACCUGGGCAAGUUGAAAUCACUUUUUAUCUUCCCGGUGCUGGCAAAUCCAUUCCGGUUCUUCGUGUCCUUAAUAGAAGCCCAUCUAACUGGGGAAAGAGAGGACAAAUUUCUUCAUAUCAAAAUCGGAAUUGUAGCGUAUUACUUACGACUAAUCAACGAAGUCCUGAUAGCUAGGUUUCGGCAGGUCACAGCAGAUGAAUUCUUGGAGCAGUGCCGGUUGUUCAAAUUAAUAUGUCAACGGCUCCCUUUGAAGUCUUUGUCUAAAGUCUCCGGUAAUCGAGCCUAUGCUCAUGAGAGCGUCCGCUUCCAGAUUAUUAUUCUUCAAAUUGCGCAGGGCUUUUCAGAAUACGAUGCGUUACUUAGCCUCUCGAAGGCAUUCCUACAGGGCUCUUUGGAAGAUAACGUAAAGGAAAUUAGCCCUCUCUCGAAAAGAAUCGAUCAACUCGUGAUAGAGACUGCUGGCCAGACUUUACACGUUGAUUUCGAUGAACCGAAGCCCGACUAUUCAAAAUUGGAGAAACUGAUAUCAUUAAGGGAGACCAGGAGAGCACCUUUGUGA